AGGGUGACUGCAUCGUACGAGACGAUUGCAUUCAGAUAAGUCUCUCGGGUCCUUCGCGGCAUCGUGGCUGAACCUGUCCGUGUCCCGUGGUUUUAUUUAAAAGUGUGUGAUUGCUUUCACGGUGAUCGAUAUCCGGAGUUCUAUGAAAAUCAUGAUUUGACGAGGAAGGGGUAGCAUGCGGCCGGACCACGUGAAGCAGCAAUGGAGAACACUGCGACUGCCUCGCAAGAUUCACUCCGUUUCUUGGGCAUUUUACCUCCUUGUUAUAUUGGGAUCGUAUCCGGUAUUAGCCGACAUAACUUUGCGAAACAUCGAAAGAAAUGUCGUGGAUUUGGUGGACGGUACCGGAAUGCAACAGGAACCAGUCGGGGUGCAAAUAAUCGAGAAUCGUUGUCACAGAAAUGACACGGUCGCUUAUGAUAUCGCGGAAAGUGCGUUAUUGACGAUCAAUACGUACACUCUAUUUCCUUCUGGCAUACCACGAGAUUUUUCAAUCUUAGUCGUCGCCAAACCAAAAGUUGGAUACCCGGCUGCCACGUUAUUUGCUAUCUAUAGCGAUAGUGGUGAGGAACAGUUGGUGCUAUCGUUGGGCAGUGACAUCACUCUUUACUAUAGCACCACUCCGGAUGAUGAGGACCGAUCCAUACCAUUUGGAAUUGAUAUAUCUGAUGGGAACUGGCACCGUUUCGGGAUCAGUAUUAAGGGCAACACAGCCACUUUAAUUCUUGACUGUGACAAACAGAUUUCUAAAGAAUUGCGUAGAAAUAUGGACGAAACAAUAAGCGUCAAUGGUAUCAUACUCAUAGGUCAACAAAUAGUCGAUGGUAAUAUGUAUCUGGGCGGCUUAGAAACAUUGAAGAUCGCUCCAAUUCCGGAUGCAGCGUAUGAAAUUUGCAAGAUUUUCGCUCCAGAUUGUAGAAAUCAAACGAAAUUUAAAUUUGGACGUAAUAGUUAUUCGAAUACUUGGAAUUAUGACCUCGCGGCACGUAUCACUUCGUCGACUUAUUACGAGGGUGCGACGAGUACUGAUAGCAGUCAGACGGUCAGAGGUCCUCGUUACGGAGACGUACCGACCAGUAGAUCGUAUUACGAAACAAACUAUGACACCUUGAAUUCGUCUAGGAGUCGUAGUAGAACACCUACGUUACCUCGUUCAAAUACUUUGGACAAUGCACAGGACGAAAAUUUCAUAAAGGAAACGGAAGAAGAUUACGAGGAGGGUGAAGACACGCUAACCGAAGUUAGCGAGAGUAACAAUUUAACUUAUAGACCCACGAUUCCAACGUACACGUUAAAGCCAAGUAUAGAAACGUUGCUUCAUAAUCAAAGCGCAAUUUUUAACAACGUCGGUUCACCUACGGUGAGUCAGUAUCAAACGACAAGUCCAGAAGCGUCCGAGGCAUAUGAAAACUUAAUCGGGGAAAACAAAGGGGAGUUGAAAUAUCUCGAGUCUUCCGAGGGAUCGUAUUACAGCACCGCUUAUUAUAAUACCAGGGGUCCACCGGGUCCGCGCGGAUUUCCGGGACCUCCAGGCGUGCCUGGGCCGCCCGGUGAAAAAGGAGAACCAGGCAGAGACGGGUUGGCAGGUUUACAAGGCGUGCCUGGUUCACCGGGUAACGUGUUCAUAAUACCGUCGUUGAAUCAACAAGGAAAUGAGAAGGGGCCGGAUACACAAGCGGAAGCUUUAAGGCAAAUGCUUUCGCAGCACAUGAUGGCCAUGAGAGGUGCCGAAGGUCCGAUGGGUUUGACAGGUAUUCCGGGACCCGAAGGACCUCCAGGACCUCAAGGCCAGAAAGGAGAGCCGGGAGAAAUCGGCGAGCCAGGAUCGCGCGGUGAAAGAGGAAUACCUGGAAACACUGGUAGAGAAGGCAGGCGAGGACGACCUGGAAGGGACGGAGAACGAGGUUUAAGUGGACCACCUGGAAUGAAAGGUGAACAAGGUUUACCGGGACUGCCUGGACUGCCAGGAGAUAAGGGCGAAAGAGGACCACCGGGUGUUACUGGUGAACAGGGUUUACCAGGUCAUGAAGGGAUGCAAGGUGACGAUGGACCUCCAGGUUUACCAGGUUUACCUGGUGAAAUGGGGCCUCGAGGAUUCAUAGGACCGCGAGGUUUUCCUGGAUUACCUGGCAAUCCUGGUAUUCCUGGAAGCGAAGGUCCUCCGGGAGCAAAAGGCAAUACUGGUCCGCCAGGCCCGUCAGGCCAACCAGGUCCAUCUGGACCGAUCGGGCCUGUAGGUCCACCUGGGCCUCAAGGUCUUUUAGGACCAACUGGUUUAGUCGGACCACAAGGAAAACCGGGAAUUCCCGGUCUGCCAGGAGCGGAUGGAUCCCCUGGUCAUCCGGGAAACCCAGGUGGUCCUGGCAUGAAAGGUGAACAAGGACCACAGGGACCACAAGGUCCAGUAGGUUUCCCGGGAGUCCGCGGUGUGAAGGGCGAUGAAGGUAAACGUGGACUGCCUGGUGAACGAGGCGAGAAGGGAGAUAGAGGACCAGAGGGAGAGAAAGGUGAUCUAGGCUCAAAGGGAGAGCCUGGAUCGCCAGGUCCGCAAGGAAUUCCUGGCUUGGAAGGCUUGGAAGGUCCGAAGGGUUUCGAAGGUCAGCGUGGUGAAAGUGGAUCGAUAGGUCCACCUGGUGAAAAGGGUAAAACUGGAUCACCGGGUUUCAUCGGAUAUCCGGGUAAUUUUGGUGAAAAAGGUGAAAAAGGUCAACCGGGAAGGGAAGGGCCUAGCGGAGAUAAAGGGGAGAGGGGUAAUAAUGGUGUAUCAGGCGAACGUGGCGAACCAGGGCCCAGAGGAUUUAGAGGAGCUCGUGGAAGACGAGGUGCCGAGGGAUUGCCAGGGCCAAAGGGUGACACCGGACAGCCAGGUCCGCAAGGAUUGCAAGGAGAACCUGGACCGCCAGGGAUCGAAGGUCCGCGCGGAUUCGUAGGAUCUCCCGGGCAAGCUGGUCUCGACGGAAAAGAUGGAAUUCCUGGUCCUCCCGGAGAACGUGGACCAGUGGGCGAUUCCGGAUCACCUGGACCUUCGGGCACACCUGGUGUUAUCGGUCCGCAAGGUCCGGCCGGUGAACCGGGUCAACCGGGAGAGCCUGGGAGUCCAGGAAAUCCAGGAACUCCAGGAGAAACAGGCCCUCCUGGAGAGCAAGGAAAGGAAGGAUCGCCGGGACCAGUUGGUCUUCCUGGAAAGGAAGGACCGCCAGGACCUGGUGGAUUGCCAGGAUUUCCUGGCGAACGAGGACUAAGUGGUUUACCUGGAAUGCCCGGUACAAAAGGUGAAGUAGGACCACCAGGACUUCAAGGUCCACCAGGUGACAAAGGUGCUCAAGGAGAAUCUGGAAUAGACGGAGAACCGGGUCCUCAGGGAAGUAAAGGACCAAAAGGACCACCCGGAGCAGUUGGUUUGAAAGGCGACAGGGGUGAACCUGGUCCGGCAGGCUCUACUGGACGAGACGGAUUACCAGGACAACGUGGAUUGCCAGGAUCUCCCGGUCCUGUCGGCGUUCCAGGAGAAGAUGGAGACAAAGGAGAGAUUGGUCCGCCCGGUGAGAAAGGAUUCAAAGGAUCUCAAGGAGAAAUGGGUCCUCCAGGAUCACCGGGAAUACAAGGAAUUCGUGGUGAACCUGGUACCAUCGGUUUACCAGGUGAAAAGGGACCACCUGGAGAAAUCGGAAGGCAAGGACCAAAAGGUGAGGAUGGUCCUGUCGGUGCACCAGGACCUUCUGGUCCUGUGGGGCCGCAAGGAAUGCCUGGCCCUCCGGGAUUGAAAGGAGAAAUGGGAGACGUCGGUGCAGUUGGUCCAGUAGGACCAGCUGGAAGUCCAGGUGAACAAGGUCCGAGAGGAUACAAGGGAUCCGAAGGUUUACCAGGACUUCCAGGACCAGAAGGUCGACAAGGCGCAAAGGGAGAAGCCGGUGCCCCAGGACUCCCGGGUCCGAUGGGUCCUGAAGGAAAGCUGGGUGAAAGGGGUCCUCCAGGCCCGAAAGGAGAAGAAGGAAAAAGUGGUCCUCCGGGACCGCCUGGUAGCCGUGGUAUAAACGGUCCGGAAGGACCGAAGGGCAGCGUGGGACCUCCUGGUUUUCCUGGACCUCCCGGAGAACCAGGUUUGAUCGGAUUAAAAGGGGAACCUGGAAGAGAUGGAGAAGAUGGGAAAUCUGGUGAUCCUGGACCACCGGGAGAGACAGGUCCUCCGGGAAAAGAAGGAUUACCUGGAUCCCCUGGGAAACAAGGAUCCGAGGGUCCGGCUGGAGUACAAGGAAGCCCAGGGCCUCCAGGAGAAAAAGGAGAUGUUGGUCCGUCUGGAGCACCGGGUCCUCAAGGUGCUCUAGGCCCUCAAGGAUUUCCGGGACCAACUGGUCUGCCAGGUAUGAGAGGACUCCCAGGACUUGCCGGUGAAAAUGGGCCACCGGGAAUGCCAGGCGCUGUCGGUGCUCCAGGGAAAGCUGGACCGGUCGGACCAAAAGGACCAAAGGGCGACAGAGGCAAACGAGGACUCAAGGGGCAUCGAGGUGAAUUAGGUCAGGUUGGAUUAAAAGGCGAACAAGGUGAAAAAGGAGAACAGGGACCGCGAGGUGCUCCUGGACCUGAAGGGCCGAAGGGCGAUCAGGGACCGUCGGGUUUAAUGGGAUUCAAGGGAAACGAUGGACCACCAGGACUUCCUGGAAUGGAAGGACCGACGGGACCUAAAGGAAAUAGUGGCAACGACGGUCCAAAAGGUGAAACGGGUCCUCCAGGGCCUCCAGGUCCUCCUGGACCACCUGCGGAACAACCGAUGAUUCCUCCUGAAUUAUUGUUCACCAGGGAGCAAAUUUUGCGGAAGAGACGCGACACUUCGGACGACAUUCAUAACUAUUCUUCGGAAUUUAGAGACGGUGAUGAUAAGGAAAAAGAAAAUUCAGAAAGUUCGGUCAAGAAGGAGAAAAUAGAAGAGGAGCUUGGGCCGAAAUUCUUAGACAUGUACAGUUCGAUAUACGCUAUGAGACAGGAACUGGAUCGAAUACGUAAACCGAUUGGAAGCCGAGAAAAUCCGGCGAGGACUUGCAAAGAUCUAUUUUACGGUCACCCACAGUUUCAGAACGGAUGGCAUUGGAUCGAUCCGAACUUGGGAAUGCCUGACGACGCAGUGUACGUUUAUUGCAACAUGACGAACAUGGGCGAAACUUGCGUAUUUCCAGACACCCAUACGAGUCAAAUGCCAAACAUACCAUGGAGGAAGGAAGACAAUAAAACAGAUUGGUAUUCGAACCUACGCGGUGGAUUCAAGAUUACGUACGAGACUAUAGGAGUCGUGCAGUUGAACUUCUUGCGUUUACUGAGUCAAGAGGCCAGUCAAAAUUUUACGUACACCUGUAUCAACGGUGUUGCUUGGUACGACGCGCUGAACUCUGACUACGAUUCUUCUUUACGGCUAUUAGGCGCAAACGAGGACGAAUUUUCGCACACCGGUAUCAAGCCGCAAAUCGUAGCCGACAAUUGUAAAAUGCGGAAGAACAAAGGAGAGACGGUGCUGUUGAUUCAAAGUAGAAAGUUGGAUCAAUUACCGCUGGUUGAUUUUUAUCCGGUCGACUACGGAUCGCCUCAUCAGGCGUUUGGCUUCACGGUGGGACCGAUUUGUUUCAAAUAGAUUAAAAAAAUGAUCGAGCUUCCAUCGGCAAGACUGAAACGAUUGAUUUCAUAAUUGUCUUCCGUAAUUUUCCUAUUAACACUGUAAUUAUAGUAAAUAAUUUAUUAAUCGACUAAAUUUAUUUCGUGCGUCUAAUUUUUGCUGAUAUGAGAUGCACCGAUCGUUUUAUUCAUGUACUUAUGUUUUCCAAUGUAGACAAAGAUGGGAAAGUGCGAUUCGAAACUUAAAUAGAAUAUAAGAGACACAUAACGUUUUAAUACUAUUAUUUAUGUUAUACUCACUGCCACGUGAACUACUUAUUAAUUCUGUACGGCAAUUUUUCACAUAUUUAUAAAUAAAGUGCAAUA
Messenger RNA from Ceratina calcarata, 5967 nucleotides. Its product is annotated as collagen alpha-1(I) chain. The coding region runs from base 176 to 5620 and encodes 1814 amino acids. Gene Ontology annotation, molecular function: extracellular matrix structural constituent conferring tensile strength. Lineage: Eukaryota; Metazoa; Arthropoda; Insecta; Hymenoptera; Apidae. The record is from RefSeq and is a predicted model, not a curated record. The transcript is spliced from 18 exons. Gene Ontology annotation, biological process: extracellular matrix organization.